This is a messenger RNA of Acanthopagrus latus (yellowfin seabream), 5665 nucleotides long. RefSeq lists its product as uncharacterized. Lineage: Eukaryota; Metazoa; Chordata; Actinopteri; Spariformes; Sparidae. The transcript has 6 exons. The record is from RefSeq and is a predicted model, not a curated record. Gene Ontology annotation, molecular function: protein binding; calcium ion binding. Bases 1657 to 4494 code for a protein of 945 amino acids.
CUCCUGAUCCUGAUUACAAGUGAUUGUACCAUCACCAAAAAAAGAAAGAGUUACAUAAUGUUUCUGUCAUCAAUAAAAACAAAGCCCUGCUGUAACAGACAAAUACACACAGUUGCCAGUUUAUUAGGAACGGCUAGAACUGUCAGGGCGGCACAGUUGCUAGAUGAAUCUCAAAUAAAUGUGUGUGUUAUCAGAUAUAGCAUAAACUAAAGGUCCAGGAGUGAGGGUAUAAUGAGGUCGUGGGUAAAUUAGAAGCAUAUUCAGUUGUCCACAUAGAACCCCAAGUGGUUCAUGUGUCCUCAGGCAGCACGUGGAGUGAGAUGGUGAAGAGAAUAGCAUCACUGUGAAUAGUGUCGACAGUGAGAGACGUGUGAAGUCUGAGGGUGUGAAAACAGAAGUACAAUCAGACACGAACCUUUAUCUCAGUGGGCCUGUUUGUCUCUCCAGAAGCACGGGGUUCAUGUCAGCAGCUGCAUUCAGACUCGUGUGUGGUCUGACUUCAGCCUCAGCGAGUAAAUUGGUAACUGUGACAAAGUGUGACCUGGCUAUCACAUGCUGCACGUGUGCAUGUGUGUGUGCACAAGUUACAGUAAAAUGUCUGUUUGAAUUAUUUUUCAUUCCCACGCAAUAUAUUCACCGUUUACUGUUCAUAAGCAUUUCUGGAUGGUUCAUAACAAACUACUGCAAGGAAAGGAUGGAGGAUUUAUGUACUGGCCUUCAGUGUGUGUGUGUGUGUAUGUGUGUGUGAGGGAAAAUGACAAGAGAGAGGACUGUAAGUGUUUCUAAUGUGGGUUAAAGCUUUAAUCAAAGCCAUGUGGGGUCCGGGAGGGGAAAUGAGAGUGGUAAUAAAGAGUAAUAAAGUUUACAUUCUGCAGGAGAGGCAGCUUUGGCUCCGGCUUUACGAUAUCACAGAGUUGUGUCUUAAAAGUCCUCCCUCUGCACCCUAAUCCAGUUCUACAGACGAGAUCAAAGCUGUGAUGCCACACAAAGCAGAGAUUUUAAUUCUGACAGGGCUUUAUUAAAAGCCCACAGUGCUGAUCCUGUCAUUACGAAGAACGGCUGAAGGAAAGGAAAUACGUCUUUGAUUGAUACAGUUAAACGCGGAAAAAACUCCAUAAAACGAAAUCUCUGAAAUCCCAACGGAACCUUUGGAGCUUGUCAUGAACUUCUCAUAGCUGUGCAUAAAAAAAAAAAUUAAAAAAAAAAACUGGUCAGAAAAUGACCCGCCGGAGUGUGAGAAUAAAAAUAACACUAGAAUAGUCCAAAUAUCUACCACAUGCACAGCUUCAGUAGGAUUGGAGUGACUCGGCAGAGUGGUAUGUCCGGGAAAGCUACGGGUUAAUUUAAGACUAGGAGCAAAGCCUGUUGCCAAUUAGGAGCAGUGAGCGCCACAUGUGGGCUAGACUUAGCUAUCUCCAGAAGGGGGCAAAGGGGGCAGAAACCGCGCUGCGCGCAAUGGAGACAAGCUGACAGCCCGUGCAAUCACUUCUUCUAGAUCAAUUGGCAGUUACUUGUUUGGACGGUCACUAAUUUGUGGGAUUUUUUUUUCUCCUGAGAGAUGAUUAAACAGGAUCUGCAGGGCUGAAGAACUGGUGCGUAAAAGGACCGCCGCUUAUUCGUGGCCUGCUUCCACUUUCACCUUAUAGCAUUUGCAACAUGGCACGCGUCUCUGCCAUGGUUUUACUCUGUGUAACAUCUAUACUCAGUGGAGCAGAGAGCGUGGCUGAGACCUGCCGGGGGACGCGCUGCUUCUCUGGCCAGGACUGGAGAAGACCGUGCGUCGGAGCGCACUGCCAGGGGCGCACGGACGCAGCAGCUCCCCGGCGACAGUUUCACCCCUCUGCUCAGUCCAGACAAGGACAGAUCUACCCGAGUUAUCAGCAGGAUGGUCAUUUCAGUCACCACCAAGCGCAGAGCUCGCCGUUAGCACCGUACACCAUCGUCCAACCUCAGCAGGGGGGCUUUGCGCAGCAAGCGGGUACGGAUGGCACCAGGAGGACCAACCCGAGAACCAUCACUGCGGAGGUGUUCCAUCCUGGCUGCGCCGGUGGGACGUGUCCCACCACAGUCUCCCAUCACCCGACGAGUGAUGACAGUGCAACUUGGGACUGCAAAGGGAUUGGAUGUAAACUUCCCCUCCGGAUGCGCCAGAAGUCCAAGUCUUGCGUUGGAGACGGUUGCGGUGCGCACGGAGGAGACGACGGGAGAGGACACUCAUCCCCGGUUCAUGUGACGGACAGAGCGGCGCAGUUUCUGGAUGAGCUUCCAGACUUUGGGUCGGAGCGAGGCGCGUGGAUACAGUUAACAUGUGACAUGAAACCAGGGAACAAUGAGGUUCCCUCAGAGGACGCUCUGGUGCUGCAGCUGCAGCUGUCUAAGAGCCAGGACAAGCUGGUUGAGGCCCUCAGGGGCCAACAGGACGAGGUCAGGGAGCUGCAGAGGCUCCUCAGUGAGCAGCAGGGGACGCUGGUCAACCAGCAGAGAGAAAUACUGGAGCAACAGAGGAGGAUGUACGAACAGAUGGAACAAGUCAAAGCCCAGUACAACAUAAUGAUGGACAGCAUCAAACAGACAUCCUUCCAGGGCCUCCAGGGGGAGCUAGACAGUCACAUGGACACUUUGAGUGGGCAGGUCAGAAACCACCAAGCUCAGCAGGCUCUCUCUCUGCACAAGGUGGACAUGGAGGCCAGCGUGAUGGAGGUGGGUCGCUCCCUGAUUGCCUGUGGAAGCUGUGGUCCUGACGAGUACUGCAGCUUCAGCAGCGGUCAGCCUCGCUGUGAGAAGUGUACCAUCUGUCCUGCAGGCUUCUUCCUGGUCGCCCAGUGUUCAGUCCACGCAGACAGAAUCUGCCAGGACAGAGAUGAAUGUCUUGAAAUAACUGAUCUGUGUGGAGAUCCACAGAAGUGUCUCAAUACUCCAGGUGGAUUCAGGUGUCAGGGCAUGACAGAACGAGAUGCCACCUCUGGAAUGUGCAGCCAUGGCUACUUCUACAACUCAGACAUGGAUGAGUGUCAGGCCUGUAAUGAAUGCGAUGGGGAACCAAUAGCUUCGCCUUGUACCUUCACCUCAGACGCCAUGUGCUCUGGCCCUGCUGCUGGCGACAGUGCCCUCUCUCUUGCCUGGGCUGGGGAUGCGAGUCUGCCCAGCGCAAAAGGCCACAUCCUUGCUCACGCCUUCCCUAGCGUGCAGCUUCACCUCCAGGGGAAAGGCGAUGCAAGUCUGGUGGCCCCUGAGGACGGGCACCUGGUGCUUCGGCAGCACGGCCUGAUCUGGCUGGACGACAAUCUCUCGGUGACUCACGGCUGUCGUAGUUUCAUCCAGGUGUGUCUGCGAAUGAACAACACGGACGGCUCCGAAAGUCGUGACCUCAGUGGUGUACGCAUCGAACAGCAGGAAGUAAGGUCGCUACAGAGCGCGAGCAUCAGCGCGGUAGCAGAGGUGGCGCCAGGUCACAUCAUCUCCCUCUUACUCCGGAGUGCCAACCAGCACUGUAACCAAAGCAGUGAAGGUCUGCAGCUGUACAACCCCUCCGCAGCUUCGCUCAGUCUCCUCUGGCUCUCCCAUGACACUGGGGCGGUUGCCAUGACAGCACAGGCCAUGGUGUCUGCACACUACCACACAACCUAUCGCCCAGUUUUCCGCACCACCUCCACAUCUGACCCUUAUGUGGUGGGGCUGACUCACGACGGCCGUGGGAUCCGUUUCGCUGAGAGUGGCACAGUACGUUUUGUGUUCCAGCAGGCACUGUACUCUAUGGGCCAGGCAUGUGUGAGCGAGGGCUUCCAAAUAUUGGCAUACCUCAACCAUAACGGAACUGGCAUGGAGCUGUGUCGUACCUUCAAACCAGGCGUGCACUAUCGAGACACGUCCAUAUCUCUGUCUGGAGCCUCUAAAGUUGACCCUGGGGACACACUAGCCUUUGAGAUCCUCUCUCCCGCUCAGUGCAACGUACGUUUCUUUGGCGAUGAAACAGGCAUCAGCACCCUCAGCUUGGUUUGGGUCCCGGCUGCAAUCUCCUCCUCUUUGUCUGCCUCGAUAUCUCACACGGGCCUUCCCUCGGGAGCAGUCCGAAACAAGCCUCUGUUCUUCCGCCAGACCAGCGCCCAGGUGUCGCAGAUGGAGCUGCUGGGGAAGGGAUCCACAGAUCAGAGGCGAGACUUCGUCUUCAAGGAGAGUGGCACGGCCAGUGUGGCUCUGGAUCUCAAACUUAUUCACUCCUGCAACCUGGUCAAGGUGACUCUUCUAAGGCGAAGUGAUCCAGAAGGGUCAGGUGGAGACCGGGAGGCAGAGGGAGCACGACCUGUCCCUCUGGCCCAACAGGUGAGUGGUCAGAUGCCUGAGGGCAGCCACUGGGCCAGAGUGAGCCUGCGGGCAUCCUUCCAGGUUCAUAAUGGCACAGCGGUGUUCUUCAUACUUGACUGUGUACGUGGACGGGUAAACCAGAUCAGCCACCACUCAGGAAGUGGAGUGUCAGUCCUCUGGGUGGCAGCAUAACAUAAAUCAAAACUUUAUUGAGUUGUUUCUUGAUAUGGUUUCCAAUUCAGUGGACAAGAUGUUGAGCGAUUAAUAAGAUGGACUGAUUUUGUUGGUUUGUUUGUAAAGGAAUAGUUAGACAGGUUGGAAAAGAUGCUUAUUUGUUUCUUGCCAAGAAUUGGAUGAAGACUGAUACCACUCUCAUUCCUGUCUGCUCAGUGUUAAGAAUGUUAAGCUGCCUGUUAGCUUAGCUUAGUUUAGCUUAGCAUAAAGACUGGAACCAGCUAACCGUGCUCCAUUCAAAGAUGAAAAACUACACUACACUACACACAAAGGUUAAGCACCCGUGAAGCCCAGUGUUGAACAGUUUUAUCUCGCUUGUCUAAUCUGUGCUAAAAGCAAAGUGUUACGGCACCAAGUUGGGGUUACAUACCAGGCUAGCCCGUUCCCAGCCUUUGAAGCUACUAAGCAAAACUAAGCUAAGCUAACCAUUUGUGGUCAUCAUCUUCUCAUUUACCUUUAACAAGCAUAUCUCCCAUACUUUGAACUAUUCAUUUAAGCUGCCUUUUUUAAAAAGACUUUUGUAAAAUAAUAAUAAUAAUAAUAAUAAUAAUAAUAAUAAUAAUAAUACUUUAAAAGCUUAAGUAUGGACUUAUUUUUAAAAAAGCAUAGCAUUAUGCAUCAAUAUUAAUGCAAGUAUUAGUAAUGUGUAAUGAUUUCUGCAAAGGUUCAAAUUAUGGCCCUAAAGAACUGUCUCCAGCUUCAAAUACACACAAUAUUUCUUAUGGUUGAGUCGCCUGUUUUUAUGUUCAGAAAUUCCUUGUGCUUUUACUUUGUCUGUCUUUUAUUUAUGUAAUUCAUUCACACCAAAGGACUUCAUCAUUCCCGCUGUGACUACAGCAUUUUUCUGCUGUCGCCAAAAGCGAUCCUCUGGUGCUGGUUUCAUUCAGGAGUGUGUUUUUUGAGAGCACAUGUUUAAUGUUAGCUGCCAUUUUCUAAUGUGAAUAUCUACUGCAUGCCUUGUUUAAUGACCACUUUCUGCAUAAGGGAGUCAUGUGUUCUUCGCUAAGGCCCUGUUGAUUAAACUGUCUUGGGGAGACAGCAUGUUAUUUUGUUAUUCAAUGCCUUAAGAGUUACUGUUUACUCAAAAUGUAAUAAAAUGUAUAUUUGAUGUUUUGUAUUAAAUGCAAUA